AUGAAACAUCACCUCCGUCGCAUCAUCGGAAAUGCGUUCCUGUGUCACGAAGCUUUCAUCACCGUGCUAGCUCAAAUUGAGAGCUGCCUCAACUCGAGGCCAAUUACACCUCUAUCUAGCGAUCCCAACGACAUGCAGGUUUUGACACCCGGCCAUUUUCUCAUCGGUCGGCCGCUUAAUGCUCUACCCGAUCAUGACUACACUGGCAUUCCAGAGAAUCGUCUCAAGUUAUGGGAACGCAUUCAACGAUGCACGCAGCACUUCUGGCAGCGAUGGCAUCGGGAAUACCUUUCUGGUCUACAAAAGCGCUACAAAUGGUCGAAGUUCACCGCUAAUUUGGUUGUCGGCUCUAUCGUCCUGCUGCAGGAAGAUUCGGUACCAGUGCUGAAAUGGCCUAUGGGGCGAGUAUUAGAGGUACACCCGGACGAUGGGGGAGUCGUACGAGUAGCCUCCAUUCGGUUGCCGUCCGGCAAUAUCACUAGGCGAGCCGUUUCCAAAAUAUGUGUCCUGCCUGUGGAAGUGAAUUCCGAGCAACUUCCAUCCACCGCCCAAUCGUCGGACGCUAUUCGUUCAUCCACAGGGUCAUCAGGCGACUCUGGUAACCACAUUGAUGCCGAGGAAAGCCGUAAUAUGUGUUAA
Messenger RNA from Wyeomyia smithii (pitcher-plant mosquito), 639 nucleotides. RefSeq lists its product as uncharacterized. The record is from RefSeq and is a predicted model, not a curated record. The coding region runs from base 1 to 639 and encodes 212 amino acids. NCBI's taxonomy places the organism in Eukaryota, Metazoa, Arthropoda, Insecta, Diptera, Culicidae. The transcript has a single exon.